Molecule: messenger RNA, 4264 nt
Organism: Oncorhynchus masou masou (cherry salmon)
Lineage: Eukaryota; Metazoa; Chordata; Actinopteri; Salmoniformes; Salmonidae
Product: calcipressin-2-like
Exons: 4
Coding region: 339-926 (195 amino acids)
Biological process (GO): calcium-mediated signaling
Cellular component (GO): nucleus; cytoplasm
Molecular function (GO): nucleic acid binding; calcium-dependent protein serine/threonine phosphatase regulator activity
Source: RefSeq, a predicted model, not a curated record
UAUCUGCCUUUUUUGACAUUUUGUGUAUGUGAGCGAGAGUGUGUGUUUUAGGGGGGGCAGUGAUGUCAUAACUGGAAGAGGGAGCGAGGGGAGGGGAGGCUAGUGGGCUGACUUCUCCCUCGGCGUCUCUGCUUCCCCAGCCAGCCCAGAGUAACACCCAGCCUGCCUCACUGCUAGAGACUACUACACAGUGGGCUCUUCAGAGCACAACACACUCUCACACAAACACACCGGCGAAAACACACACACAGGUGCUCCGGACCAGCUGUCCUUUGUAAAGCGAGCAGUAGAUUCCAGCAGUUUUUUUAUCUGUCUGAACGGUGCAGAGAAGAGUGAGAAUGCCUUCACGAAGCCUAGACUGUGAUAUCUCUGUCCUCAUCGCCUGUGUGGUGGACGUUGAGGUGUUCACCAGUCAGGAGGUCAAGGAGAUGUUCGAGGCCCUGUUCCUGGCCUACGAUGAGCGGGUGACGUUUCAGCUGUUCAAGAGCUUCCGGCGUGUCCGCAUCAACUUCAGCAACCCCAAAGCAGCCGCCAGCGCCAGGAUAGAGCUGCACGAAACGCCCUUCAGAGGCAAGAAGCUCAAACUCUACUUUGCCCAGGUCCAGAACCCAGUAUCAGAUGGUGAUAACCUGCACCUGGCUCCUCCCCAGCCCUCUAAACAGUUCCUCAUCUCCCCUCCCGGCUCGCCGCCCAUUGGCUGGCAGCAGAUAGACGAGACCACGCCCGUCAUCAACUACGACCUGCUCUAUGCUGUGGCCAAGCUGGGCCCCGGAGAGAAGUUUGAGCUGCAUGCUGGAACAGAGUCCACCCCCAGUGUUGUUGUCCACGUCUGCGACAGCGACACCGAGGAAGUGGAGGAACCAAAGAAUUGCCCCAAACCAAAAAUCAUCCAGACCCGACGCCCUGACCUUCCUACUUCCCACUGAACUCUGUCAACCCUGCCACUUCCUGCCGUAACAUCAUCAUCUGGUGGAAGGAGAAUCGAUCCCCUGUCUCUCUCUCACAGGAACAAUCCCCAUGUUCAGCACUCCCCACCCUACGGCCGCCUCGCCCGGGCCAGAAGGGGAGUGCUCUCUGUUGAUGUGCUACAUGUAUGAUUGUGUUGGCAAUACUCCAUAUACUUACAUCAAGAUUCAGCCACCGUACCCUCAGUGAUUGGUUCCUGUCUGUAUGAUUCUGUUGUUGUAAUGUCACACAGUUUGAAGUGAUGGGGCAGCACCUUGCUUUGAGCUCGGCCUCUGAUUGGCUUAGGGGUUGUGGCGAAUGCCAGUGUAAAGAAGCCCAUUGGUCGCCUUUAUAGACGUGUGUUAGCAUUGCUCUCGCUCCACUGCGUAUGUACCCCAAGCACUGACGAUGAAUAGCGCUUCUCUCAUUAGGGCAUGCUAGCUACUGAGGUGGUGGGAUGACUCUGGCGCUGCAUGAGUUGAAGUAACCUGAAGGAGCAUUCUGGUAAAUGGUCAACACUUUGUCUUAUAGUCCCCUUAAAGUUGGGUUAUUCAUCGUGUUAUCAGUGCUGUCUGUCGACCAUGGGAAUUCUUUCAAUCUCGCCAAUGCAUGCACUGGUCUGAUCUAGUUUGUGUGUUUACUUUGUUCUGUUUUCUGUAUGUAGCUGUCAAUUUGACCUCUCUUCUCUCUUUCGCUAACUUCUCUCUUUUAUCUCCCUGUGUUUUCUGGCUACCGGUGUCCUUCGCAGAAAACAAGGCUAAUAACAGUUACAAAUCCAUGCACCUUACAGGGAAAGCAUUAUGUACAAUGACAUUUCUGUGAUUGUCGCUCAGUGUGAAUUUUUCUGUGUCCAUGUCUUGUCCCUGAAAGUCUGUUUCGAGACAAAGAGGAGUAGUAAGAAAACAAAAGACAAAAACAUAACAAAGAAAAAAUGGAAUGCCUGGUGGCCACCUUCUUCCUCAUUGGCUGAACUGGAGAGCCAAUCAUAUAUCAUCACGUGAAGCCAGUCUAUAAAGUGCAUGGUUACGUUUUUAUAGAGAUAUUGUGUUGUCUGAGAACCGUGGCUCAGUCAUUUCCUCGUGUUUCCUUUAUGUGCCUCUGUAGGGAGCGAGAAAGAAACAUUUAUUCAAACUCACCACGAAGAAAAUAAAUGCAUGAUGACGAUCCUGAGAGGAAAAAAAUAAUGUUAUUAUAGAGUUAUGUUACACAAAUCUUCCAAGUGCUAUUACACAGUUUCUGUCCAGAUGGUCAAGGGGAAUUACAUACUGUACUCACACACACAACCAUGUUUGUUUUCCUUUAUUGUGUGUUUUGUUUUUCCUGUGUUGGUUCGAUGAAUGUCUUCUUGGUGUGCCUGAUUGAACUUAUAGGCAGUAGAACAAGCCCUGUACAAAUUGGACCUCCCUGUCUAUUUGUGGAGAACUGGCGGUGUGAUCAAUUUUCUAUUGUCCAAACUAUUGACCCUUCCUGUUUCAGACAUUGCACCUACACUCUGAUUCUACAUUACUGUGACCCACUGAUUCAACCCUGGGUGCUUUUAUACACUAACGCCUCACUCUAAACCCUCACUGUAACCCCUCACUGUAACCCCUCACUCUAAACCCUCACUGUAACCCCUCACUGUAACCCCUCACUCUAAACCCUCACUCUAAACCCUCACUGUAACCCCUCACUGUAACCCCUCACUCUAAACCCUCACUGUAACCCCUCACUGUAACCCCUCACUGUAACCCCUCACUCUAAACCCUCACUGUAACCACUCACUGUAACCCCUCACUCUAAACCCUCACUGUAACCCCUCACUGUAACCCCUCACUGUACAUCAUUCUAAUCCCCAUCUCUGAUAACGAUGGCUCAAAUGACCAGAUUUGAUAACCCAGUUCAAAGUGCACUAACUGAAAUGAUUGUUUUAUUCCAACCAGCUCCAGUAGGUUGUAGUUUAAUUCCAACCAGCUCCAGUAGGAUGUAGUUUAAUUCCAACCAGCUCCAGCAGUUUGUAGUUUAAUUCCAACCAGCUCCAGUAGGAUGUAGUUUUAUUCCAACCAGCUCCAGUAGGUUGUAGUUUAAUUCCAACCAGCUCCAGUAGGAUGUAGUUUUAUUCCAACCAGCUCCAGUAGUUUGUAGUUUUAUUCCAACCAGCUCCAGUAGGAUGUAGUUUUAUUCCAACCAGCUCCAGUAGUUUGUAGUUUUAUUCCAACCAGCUCCAGUAGGAUGUAGUUGAAUUCCAACCAGCUCCAGUAGGAUGUAGUUUUAUUCCAACCAGCUCCAGUAGGUUGUAGUUGAAUUCCAACCAGCUCCAGUAGGUUGUAGUUUUAUUCCAACCAGCUCCAGUAGGUUGUAGUUUUAUUCCAACCAGCUCCAGUAGGUUGUAGUUUUAUUCCAACCAGCUCCAGUAGGUUGUAGUUGAAUUCCAACCAGCUCCAGUAGGUUGUAGUUUAAUUCCAACCAGCUCCAGUAGGUUGUAGUUGAAUUCCAACCAGAUCCAGUAGGUUGUAGUUUUAUUUUACCUGCAAUAUUUUCCUAUCUGUUAUUGUAUAACAUUUGCAUUCAUUCUAAUUGAUAUUUUAAGCAGAUCAAAUGAUGUUGGUAAUAAUGAGCCACUAUCCUUGUGGAAGUCAUAGACUUCAAAUGAAAUUGAAUACAGGCCCGCUCCUAAAAGGUUUGAAUCAUGUAUUGUGUAUGGUGCAUAUCAAAUGUUUACAAUAGUGUAUUCCUCUUCCUUGUUUUAUUUCAUACACGCUGGCUUUAAGACACUGUUCCCUCACUAUAUGGUCAGAUGAACCAGACACAACACAUGCCACCGUCCCCAGGUAUGUACUACAGCCACCAUUACUACCCUCAAUGAGGUGACUUGUAUACAUGCAAUGGUUUUUGUUCUGGACGUGGGGGUCUUUCGCCUAGACCUCGGAUCUGUUGAAUCUGCGCUACAAUCUUGUCCUGCAGUCAUAUUCCUCCAAACGUAAACACAAUAGACACUAUGUAUCUGUGUAUGAUUCAGCAUGUCCCGAUAUUUGUAUUUUAUUUUCAAAUUAAAAUCAUUAUAUUAUUAUCUGUUUCUUCUAAGAGUCAGUUGGAUUGGAAGGGAAUAUCAGUGAUGGAGGUAACCAAUAUGUGUAUUGUGUAAAAAUAGUGUAUGACCAUCAAUGUACUUGUCAUUCUACAUGUAACUUUACAACAACCUGCCUGCCUACACUAAGGAGACAUAUCUGUAUAUAUUAAUCAAUACUAUUUUUACUGCAUUUUUGUACAAAUAUUCAUGGUAGCCAUGUACAAGUAGUUCAAAUGAUUCUAUGGUAGUAUUAAAAUAGUUUGGUUUUAA